AUGUGGGCUAGUAGCAUUUUGGUUCCGGAGGACAUAAAAACUAUAAUGCGCAUAAUUAUGAAGCCCUCUGAGCAGAUGCUGUGGCAAGCACAUUGGCGGCGGCUGUGUGAGUUGUCUGCACAGACCCCGCGGGAUAUGCACCACCCAUUGUUUCAGGUUACGGUUGAUCAGUUGACAGGCAGCAAUAUGUUUUCUCGCCCUGACAUUCAGGUCCAGAUGGGACCUGAAGUUUGUAUGGAGAGUAUGAACUUGGCGCGGGAUGCAUAUAACAUGGUAAAGACGUCAAAGCCGGCACCAUCAUAUUUAUCAAUUAAGCAGGGCAGAGAGGAAACUUUUGCUAGCUUUGUUGACAAAUUGACCGAGGCAUUGUCGCAUGCCGAUGUGCCAGACUGGAUGCGUGCUUCUCUGUUACGUCAGUGCAUUCUUGAAAAUAGUAAUUCCGUUAUGAAAUCUGUCUUAGCUACAUUGCCUCUGAAUGCUACUCUGGAAGAGAUGUUAGAGCGCAUGAACCGUGUACCUACGGCGGCUCAGGCAAUGUUAGUGGAGGCUGUGCGAGCGAUGGGAGAGACUGUAAGUGAACGCCUGGCUACUGCUCAUAAUCAGGCAUUUGCAGCAUUCGCUCCGUUGUUGCAGAGCAAUAACAAAAGUCAUGGCACCUGUUAAUAAUUGAUCUGAAGGAUUGCUUUUUUACAAUCAAAAUUCACCCCGAUGAUUCAGAACGCUUUGCUUUU
Messenger RNA from Centrocercus urophasianus (Greater sage-grouse), 731 nucleotides. RefSeq lists its product as uncharacterized. Gene Ontology annotation, biological process: viral process. The coding region runs from base 1 to 663 and encodes 220 amino acids. The transcript is spliced from 2 exons. Lineage: Eukaryota; Metazoa; Chordata; Aves; Galliformes; Phasianidae. The record is from RefSeq and is a predicted model, not a curated record.